CAGAGCACAGGCGCCAGAAAACUUUGAAGAGGCAUUGUGAACUUGACACCAUUUCCUCCAGGUAAUCCAAGCUUUCAGGCAUGGUGAAGUUCCAGAAGCAGCUCGUCCCAGAGUGGCGGGUGAAGUACUGCGACUACAAGCAGCUCAAGAAAGCUGUCAAGAGAAUCAAAAACCAGAUCCUACAUACCAAGAACCAGGAGCACAAGGUGUUCGAUCCAAAUGUCUUCUCGGUUGACAAGAGCAAGCUUCAAAACUUGCUGCAAAAUCCCAGCGCCAUUCUGAGCAGCUGCUGCGAACAAUCCAUAUCCUCGGAAACGUCCAUGGUUGUGCACAAGACGAGAACUGGAGAUGGCGAGGAUUUUUACGAGACGGAGCUGUUCGGAACUCGAUCGGAUCACGAAAAGAGCUUCUUUUUCGGCCUUGACGAUCAGCUCAACAAAGUGGACAAGUUUUUUAGAUGCAAGGAAGACGAGUACGAUGCUCAAGCACAGCAACUUCACAUCUAAAUGGAAGAG
Selaginella moellendorffii is the source of this 515-nucleotide messenger RNA. Its product is annotated as phosphate transporter PHO1 homolog 1-like. The coding region runs from base 81 to 506 and encodes 141 amino acids. The transcript has 3 exons. The record is from RefSeq and is a predicted model, not a curated record. Gene Ontology annotation, molecular function: inositol hexakisphosphate binding. Gene Ontology annotation, biological process: phosphate ion transport; cellular response to phosphate starvation. Lineage: Eukaryota; Viridiplantae; Streptophyta; Lycopodiopsida; Selaginellales; Selaginellaceae. Gene Ontology annotation, cellular component: plasma membrane; trans-Golgi network; Golgi apparatus.